Messenger RNA from Diaporthe citri, 1275 nucleotides. RefSeq lists its product as uncharacterized. Gene Ontology annotation, biological process: double-strand break repair via homologous recombination; peptidyl-serine dephosphorylation. Bases 1 to 1275 code for a protein of 424 amino acids. Gene Ontology annotation, cellular component: nucleus; cytoplasm. The record is from RefSeq and is a predicted model, not a curated record. Gene Ontology annotation, molecular function: protein serine/threonine phosphatase activity. The transcript is spliced from 4 exons. Lineage: Eukaryota; Fungi; Ascomycota; Sordariomycetes; Diaporthales; Diaporthaceae.
AUGAGCGACCUGGACAAAGCCAUCGCACAGCUUCGAGCCUGUCGUCCCAUACCAGAAGCCCAAGUCCGCGAGAUAUGUCAUAAGGCACGCGAGCUACUAAUAGAAGAGGGAAAUGUCGUCACAGUCUGCGCGCCGGUCACAAUAUGCGGCGACAUACACGGGCAGUUCCAUGAUCUAAUGGAACUCUUUCGAGUGGGUGGCGAUGUGCCGGACACCAACUACCUGUUCAUGGGUGAUUUUGUCGACCGUGGCUUCUACUCUCUCGAAUCGUUCCUCCUCCUCCUCUGCCUCAAAGUUCGCUACCCCGAUCGCAUGACCCUCAUCAGGGGCAACCACGAGUCCCGACAGAUCACGACCGUCUAUGGGUUUUACGACGAAUGCUUGAGAAAAUACGGGAGCGCGAAUGUGUGGAGAUACUGCUGUGAUGUCUUCGACUAUCUCGCCUUGGGCGCGAUCGUUCUUGGUGCCUCGAACACCCUAUAUCCCGCCAGCGAAAGCCCCUCGGCGCAGGAGUACUUGGAGCAGAACACUGAGAUCGAAGUCUGUAACGCGGAUCGGGAUGUCAUCAGCAGGUUCCCACGCCGGAACCUGGAGGGCGAGGAGCAGAAUAAGAGCCCGAACGGCGCGGCGGCAGCCACUGGAGACAAGACAGGCCCUCCGGGAUCAGGUGCGUCGGGGUCGAGCGGCGGGUCGAUCGGCAACCCCGCAGGCGCAGUGCUGUGUGUCCACGGUGGCCUCAGUCCGUUGAUAGACACGGUGGAUAAAAUCCGUCUUCUUGAUCGGAAACAGGAGGUCCCCCAUGAAGGAGCGAUGUGCGACCUGCUUUGGUCCGACCCGGACGACAUCGACGGCUGGGGUCUUUCGCCGCGCGGCGCAGGGUUUCUGUUCGGCGCGGAUAUUGUCAGGCAGUUCAACAACAAGAACAACUUGUCGCUGAUCGCGCGUGCGCACCAGCUGGUUAUGGAAGGAUUCAAGGAGAUGUUUGACACGAGCAUCGUCACAGUCUGGUCGGCGCCCAACUACUGCUACCGCUGUGGCAAUGUGGCAGCUCUACUGGAGCUGUCGGAGGACGAGUCCGGGCUCGGCACGUUCUCCCGCAGCAAUGGCGAUGUGAACAGGAGCGACGGCGGGGCGGCGGGCAGGGCGCCGCUGAUGGAGGGUCAGAUAGCACCGCCGACCGUCGGACCGGCGAGGCGGUACCGAGUGUUUCAAGCAGCACCGCAGGAUUCAAGAGGCAUGCCGGCCAAGAAGCCAGUGGCUGACUACUUCUUGUAG